AUGGAGGCCGCACCUACCACCAUCACCGUCCAGGUCAAGUUCGCCGGGCGGACCAUCCCCGUGGAGGUCCCGGCCGCGGCCUCCGGCGCGGAGCUGAAGCGCCUCCUCCAGCCGCUCACCAAUGAUGGUCCUAUCACAAAUAAUAGCAGUAGCUCAGCAACAACUGUAAGAAGGCCUUCAAAUGUUAAGGAGGAUCAAACACAAAAACCAGAGGCAAUUGUCACCAAAAGCCGAUCUGAGCGCUGGAGGUUAACAGGUGUUGUUGCGCUGAAUGAUUGUGACUUGAAGGUAGUGCCUGAAGAAGUCUGGGAUUGUGGCCCCUCGAUACGAAUAUUAGACAUCAGCAACAACAGUAUCAAGGAAAUUCCACACAAAAUCUCUGCUCUUAAAUCUCUGAAUAAAUUGCUCCUAACUGCCAAUGAUAUAGCUGAUGAUAGCAUCUGCUGGGAAGGUCUAUCAUGUCUUCAAAAGUUAUUGAAUUUAUCUUUAAGCGAAAACCAACUGGUUAGCUUGCCAUCAACUUUGGGAUCGCUGACUUCUCUACGUGAACUACGUGUUGCAAAUAACAGGCUUGAUAACUUGCCUAUAGAAAUAGGACUGCUGAAGCACCUCCAGAUACUCAUAGCGAGUAACAAUAGGAUAACUUCAUUGCCUUCGUCAAUAGGAGAUUGUGAAUCUCUCACUGAGGUUGAUCUGUCAUCAAAUCUCUUAACUGAACUGCCAGAGGCCUUUGGGAACCUUUGUAAUCUUAAGGUUUUGCAUAUAAGGAACAAUGGCCUGACGUCCUUGCCAGCAACAUUAUUCAAAAAGUGCUCGCAGCUUAUUACACUCGAUCUCCAUGGCACAGAAAUCACAAAUGAUGUUCUUCGACAGGUGGAGGGGUGGGAGGAGUUUGACGAGCGGCGGAGGCAGAAACAUCAGAAGCAGCUUGACUUCCGUGUCGGCUCAUCUGGUGUGUUUGACGAAGGCGCGGAUGAUGAUAACAGGCGAAGGUGA
Molecule: messenger RNA, 996 nt
Organism: Miscanthus lutarioriparius
Lineage: Eukaryota; Viridiplantae; Streptophyta; Magnoliopsida; Poales; Poaceae
Source: the annotation of a GenBank genome assembly